Molecule: messenger RNA, 2364 nt
Organism: Miscanthus lutarioriparius
Lineage: Eukaryota; Viridiplantae; Streptophyta; Magnoliopsida; Poales; Poaceae
Source: the annotation of a GenBank genome assembly
AUGGCGCCGGCGCUGAGCAGGACGCUGGGGGCGUCAUCGGUGGCCGCACUGCUGCCGAGCUCGUCGUCCCGGAGUCUUCCACGGGCCGCGCUCGUGCCGCAGGGCAGGGGCGCCGCCGCGAGGUGCGCGGUAGGGGUAAGAUGGGAGGCCGCGAGGCGGAGGAUGGUCGGGGUGAGGUGCGACGCCGCCGUCGCCGAGAAGCCUGCCGGCGAGGAGGAGACGGCCGGCGAGAAGUUCGAGUACCAGGCUGAGGUUAGCCGCUUGCUGGACUUAAUUGUACACAGUUUGUACAGCCACAAGGAAGUAUUUCUCCGUGAACUUGUAAGUAACGCGAGUGAUGCACUGGAUAAGCUGAGAUUCCUCAGUGUAACGGAUCCUUCUGUGUUGGCUGAUGGUGGUGACUUGGAGAUAAGGAUUAAACCUGACUCAGAGGCUGGGACACUCACUAUCACAGAUACUGGCAUUGGAAUGACUAAAGAUGAACUCAAAGACUGUCUUGGGACCAUUGCACAAAGUGGCACCUCAAAAUUUUUGAAGGCUCUAAAGGAGUCGGAGAACAAAGAUCUUGGUGCAGAUAAUGGACUUAUUGGUCAAUUUGGUGUGGGGUUCUAUUCGGCUUUCCUUGUUGCAGAGAGGGUUGUGGUGUCUACUAAAAGUCCAAAGGCAGAUAAUCAGUAUGUGUGGGAAGCAGAGGCUGACAGCAGCUCUUACGUAAUCAAGGAAGAAACUGAUCCUGAGAAAAUGCUGACACGUGGAACACAGAUUACUCUUUAUUUGAGAGAUGAUGACAAAUACGAGUUUGCUGACCCUGCGAGGAUUCAAGGCUUAGUUAAGAACUAUUCGCAGUUUGUCUCAUUCCCCAUAUAUACAUGGCAGGAGAAAUCAAGAACAGUUGAGGUUGAAGAGGAGGAAGAAUCAAAAGAAGGUGAAGAGGCUACUGAGGGUGAAAAGCAGAAAAAGAAGAAAACUAUAACCGAGAAAUACUGGGACUGGGAAUUGGCUAAUGAAACGAAGCCCAUAUGGAUGAGGAAUCCAAAGGAAGUUGAGAAAACUGAGUACAAUGAAUUCUACAAGAAGACAUUUAAUGAGUUUCUGGAUCCGCUUGCUUACACUCACUUCACCACAGAGGGAGAGGUGGAAUUUCGGAGUGUUCUCUAUGUCCCAGGGAUGGCACCUCUUAGUAAUGAGGAGAUAAUGAAUCCAAAGACCAAAAACAUCCGAUUGUAUGUCAAAAGAGUGUUCAUAUCAGAUGACUUUGAUGGCGAGCUGUUUCCCAGGUACUUGAGCUUUGUGAAAGGUGUAGUUGACUCAAAUGAUCUCCCUCUCAAUGUUUCUCGUGAGAUCCUUCAAGAAAGUAGAGUUGUCAGAAUUAUGCGUAAGAGACUUGUUAGGAAGACAUUUGACAUGAUUCAAGAGAUCGCCGAGAAGGAUGACAAAGAGGACUACAACAAAUUCUGGGAGAGCUUUGGCAAGUUCAUGAAGCUUGGUUGCAUUGAGGACACAGGAAACCACAAGCGUCUUGCACCAUUGCUGCGAUUCUACUCUUCUAAACAUGAGACAGACUUAAUAAGUCUGGAUCAAUAUGUAGAAAACAUGCCUGAAAACCAGAAGGCUAUCUAUUAUAUCGCUACUGAUAGUCUCCAGAGUGCGAAGACUGCUCCUUUCUUGGAAAAGCUGGUUCAGAAAGAUAUUGAAGUUCUUUACCUCAUUGAGCCAAUUGAUGAGGUUGCCAUUCAGAAUUUACAGACAUACAAAGAGAAGAAGUUUGUUGAUAUUAGCAAAGAAGAUUUGGAAUUGGGUGAUGAAGAUGAGGACAAGGAGAAAGAAAGCAAGCAGGAGUAUACCCUUCUAUGUGACUGGAUAAAGCAGCAGCUUGGUGAUAAAGUCGCCAAGGUCCAGAUCUCGAAGCGACUCAGCUCUUCUCCAUGCGUUCUUGUAUCUGGCAAAUUUGGCUGGUCAGCCAACAUGGAAAGGCUCAUGAAAGCACAGACACUUGGUGACACAUCAAGCCUGGAGUUCAUGAGAGGCAGACGAAUUUUUGAAAUCAACCCUGACCAUCCUAUCAUCAAGGAUCUAAGCGCUGCUUGCAAAAUCGAGCCUGAAAGUACUGAAGCCAAGAGGGCGGUUGAGUUGUUAUAUGAGGCUGCGCUGAUCUCCAGUGGGUAUACUCCUGACAGUCCAGCAGAGCUGGGAGGCAAGAUCUACGAGAUGAUGACCAUGGCCCUUGGCGGGAGAUGGGGAAGGUUGGAAACAGAGGAGGCUGAAGUCACCACCAGCAUUGACGCAGAUUCUUCUGAAGGUGCCACGACGGAGGUAGUCGAGCCCUCUGAAGUGAGGACAGAGAGCGACCCGUGGAAGGAUUAG